Molecule: messenger RNA, 927 nt
Organism: Panonychus citri (citrus red mite)
Lineage: Eukaryota; Metazoa; Arthropoda; Arachnida; Trombidiformes; Tetranychidae
Product: protein obstructor-E-like
Exons: 4
Coding region: 109-843 (244 amino acids)
Cellular component (GO): extracellular region
Molecular function (GO): chitin binding
Source: RefSeq, a predicted model, not a curated record
AAAAAAGUGAGAUGAAUCUCCAGCAUCUUCCCUUUUCUUCAUCAUUUUUACUUUCACUUCAGUCCAGUGGUCAUCAAAUUUAUCGAAAAUUAAUUUUCCAUUAACAAAAUGAAUCAAUUUCAUCUUAUUACCUUAAUUGUUACUUUAAUCGUCCAACAAGUGGCCUCACAAUGCGGAGGUGGACGUGGAACUGGUUAUUUUGCUCACGAAUCUCAAUGUGAUCGUUAUUAUAUCUGUGAGAAUGGUCAAGUGGUCAAUGAAGGAUUAUGUGAUGAUGGAUUAGUCUUCAAUGAAUAUGGUAAUCCAUCAAGAUUAAAGUGUGAAUUACCUUUCGGAAUUGAUUGUUCAAACCGACCAAAUCUUCAACCUCCUAAACCCACCGGUGAGUGUCCACGACAAAAUGGUAUGUUCCCUGACCCUCGAGACUGUACCCGUUUCAUUGAAUGUGGUAACGGUGAAGCUCAUGUCAAAUCGUGUGCCUCAGGAUUGGCCUACAACCGAGUGAACGGUAACUGCGAUUGGCCUGAAAACACACCCGAAUGUCCAGCUGAAGCAUUAUUAGGAUUCACUUGUCCCCCAGCAACCCAACGGGAAUUACAGUUAUUUGGUAAUCCAAGAUACGCUCAUCCAACUGAUUGUAAAAUGUUGUACGCUUGUAUCCCGGUCACAACUGACCCAUCGGGACCAAGGACACCACGAUUAUUAGGCUGUGAUGAUGGUUUCGUUUUCAAUUCAGAAACAGGCGCUUGUGAUAAUCCUAAAAAUGUCAGAGGAUGUGAAAAUUAUUAUGGAAACACAAUUGAUGCCAACAACCGUUAUAGUCUUGUCGCAUCUUCAUCAUAAUUAUAACAUUUUUUUUCAUUGAUAAUUUUUUUCUCUCUCGAUAUUUACAACUGUAAUCUCGUUAAUAAAUCAAUUCUAUUUAAA